Carassius carassius (crucian carp) is the source of this 4428-nucleotide messenger RNA. Its product is annotated as FH2 domain-containing protein 1-like. Bases 449 to 3880 code for a protein of 1143 amino acids. The record is from RefSeq and is a predicted model, not a curated record. The transcript is spliced from 14 exons. NCBI's taxonomy places the organism in Eukaryota, Metazoa, Chordata, Actinopteri, Cypriniformes, Cyprinidae.
GUCCGCUGGCUGUAACGCUCUGCAUCUUCGAGCGUCGCUGCACUGUGACACACACCUGCUCUCGAGACAUGCACCUGCCGCAUCACGGGGGAACACAUUCAUACAUCUGUUCCUCAGACUGUAAACACGUUCCAAGGGUUGACCUCUGACCACACCUCAGUGGGCAAAAGCUUGGAAGGAACAGCACAGCAUUAUGGGACUAGGAAGUGAAGAUAAAAUAAGUGAGAAUGUCAAAACAUUGGCUUAAGGGGGCUUUCUGAAUCCUUUGCACUAAAUUCUUAAUUAAGAAUUCAUUAUUUACCUGGCUGUUAGUUGUGUUAGCGACUAUGAGUGAGAGAUACCUUGGGACUCCAACAGUCACCACCUAGAAGCUGUCCCGAAUUGUUAGGAGUUGUAUAAAUUUCCCUUCACAUCCUGGUCCUCCAGGACUGGUGUCGUUGCUAAUGUAAUGCUUGUCAUGGCAAGCGUGACUGAUGCGGAGGAGUCUGCAAGCGACUGUACCACGCCAAUAGUGAAACCGCUUCCAUUUCAGCCCUCUACAACCUCAACGAAUUCUCCUAGUCAUGGACAUGACAGCACUUCUUGUCCUCCACCACCGCCUCCGCCUCUUCCUCCUCCACCCCAGGUUCAACCGCAUGCUUCACGCAAGAAACGACGGGUGCGGAGCUUCUUCUGGAAAACCAUUCCAGAGGAGAAAGUUCGGGGGAAACCCAACAUUUGGACUCUAGCAGUGAGACAGCAGCAGUAUCAGAUUGACGUGAGGACAGUGGAGGAGCUCUUUGGCCAGCAAGAGGAGGUUCGAACCCAAACAAGCAGUGGACAUCCUCGUCCCGGGAGAUCCAGAGGUUCAUUUAAGGAGAGCAAGGAUCAGAUCAGCAUCUUGGACUCCAAGAGAGGAAUGAACAUUGGGAUUUUCCUCAAACAGUUCAAGAAGUCCAAUCAUGCAAUAGUAGAAGACAUUCGUCUGGGCAACAGUAAGCAAUAUGGAGCAGAACCGCUGAAAGAACUGCUCAAACUUCUACCAGAAGCACCCGAGGUGAAAAGAUUGCUGGAAUUCAAAGGAGACCCAAAUAAGCUGACACUGGCUGAUUCCUUCAUGUUCCUGCUGAUUCAACUGCCUUGCUAUGAAGUGCGUAUUGAGGCUAUGGUACUUCAGGAAGAGUUCCUUCCGUCCUGUGCUGUCAUGAGUCAUGAGAUUAACAUUGUGCGUCAGGCUACUGAAGAACUAAUGACUUGUGAAGAGCUCCAUGCCAUUUUACACUUGGUUCUCCAAGCAGGAAAUAUCAUGAAUGCAGGUGGCUACGCAGGCAAUGCUGUGGGCUUCAAUCUGUCCUCGCUUCUCUCUCUGGCUGACACGAAGGCCAACAAGCCUGGCAUGAACCUGCUUCAUUUUGUGGCACUAGAAGCUCAGAAGAAGGAUGAGGCCCUUUUGAAGUUCUCAGAGAAGCUAACACAUGUUCAGAGUGCAGUCAGAAUUUCAGUUGAAAAUAUAGAAGCAGAGUUUUCCUCUCUCUAUGUAAAAACACGUUCCUUGGAGCAGAAGAUUCGGGAUGAUGAUGAGCUGCGACAGCAGCUAGAUCCAUUUUUGCAGAGCUCUACACAGGCCCUGCAGGACCUUAAACAUCGCAGGCUGGACUUGCGCAAAGAGGGUAACGCCCUCAUUGACUUCUUCUGUGAAGACAAAGACACCUUCAAACUGGAUGAGUGCUUUAGAAUUUUCCAAGAUUUCUGUCUAAAGUUCAAAAAAGCUGUAAAGGACAACCUGGACAGGGAACUGAAAGAGGAAGCUAGACAACGUCGCUUACGGGAACUGGAAGAUAGACGGUGUGCCUGGGGUGCAGCCAAUGCUGAGGCAGGUAGUAGUGAAGGUUUUGGUCGCAGCAGCAGUGAAAAUGAUGUUGACAUCCUAACCAAAGAAGGCCUUCUGGACUUCCUGCUUCAAUCAAGACCUCAAAGUCCACACAGUCCUUUGGGGCGCUCGGCUAGUGCCCGCCGUUACCAUCACACAGAGUUCAUCUCUCCGUCUGCAGCAAGUGACUAUACGAAAUUCAGCAGCCUGCCACGUUCAGGCAGGAACCAUCAACGAAAUACAUUGGCAUGGCUUCUCUUACAGGAUGAUAAUAGGGAGCUGGGUCCACAAAGUCAGGUUUACCAUGAAAAGCUAGCUUCUUCACCAAAGGCUGAGACAGAACCCAUCAGUCCUUUAGCUAGAUACUCAAGUUUUUGCUACAACACGAACAAUAGUCCCUACAAUAAUAAUAAUAAUUACACUUCUCUCUCAGAAGGUGGAGUUACACCUCGAAUAAGUAACACAAAGAACGGGAUAUCUGGUCAAAGUGUUGGACACAUAAAUGUCUCAGUGGAGAAACACAAAUUAGUUCCUGGUCUUCUACCCUUUGAGAUAACCAGCCAAAUCAAUAAUAACAAUCAUGUUUCUGUGGAUAACCAGUGUGAAGUGGUUGUAACAGAUUUGAAAAGGAAUGAAAACUCUCCUAAAUUAUUUGUCCUUGAUACACCCCCAUCUAGUCAAAGUUCUGAGGCGGGACCUAAACCAGAAAAAUUAUGGAGUGACGAAAUGAUCUCAUCACAGAGAGAGGAAGCAGACUCGAGUACUUUUUCCUCAACAACUUGUGACACCCCGUUGCCUCUGGAUCCCACUGUUUCCAGUAAGAAAUCUGUGUUGUAUGUCAUGGACUGCACUGAGACGGAUUGCUCCAUUGUGUUGGACUGUUCCGAGAUUGAGAGUUCUCCUAACAUAAAAGAAAGAUCUGAACUUAACCCAAAGCCACAGGAAUCCAACCUUCCAAGAGUUAUUCAGGAAACCGAUUCACUUUCCUCCAAUUUUGAGUCCAUCGAUUGUCACUUUGUGUCAACGUCAAUUGAUGAACCCCUCCCGGGAAUGGUCAAUCAAGCAUGUCCAGAAUCUGUCAGUCCAUCUGUAACUGCUGAGGAAGCAGAGACAGAUAGCUGUGACACAGCUGAAGGGCGAAGAGUUGGCGAGAAAGCAUCUCAGACUGGUAGACCCAAAACAAAACUUGUCAAAACUAAGAUUCCAUCCAAAGUAAUUGCUUAUGCAAGCCGCCCGACAAGAAACCUCACAGCAACUGAGACUCAGAACAUGCGCAAAGUGGUGCCAAUUACAAGACAGAAUCGAUCUAGUAGCAGCGUGAGGAAAGCCGAAAAACCUCCCGGACAUGAAAAUAUUGAACCCAGACGUCCACUUCGUGACCAAAGCAUGCCAGCCAGAAGAGGCGAGAGGCAAGGUAGACCUACACGACAUUCAAGUCUCCCUCCAGAGGAUCCCAGGGCACCAAGAGGAGCAACGCCAAGCACCUCUCUGUGGGCGAAGGACUCAGCUCAACACAGACCUUCCAUUAAGAAAACGAAUUCCAAAACUGUUCGCAACAUUUCAAAACCAGCACCAGAGGAAAAGAUGUGUCGUUCCACGAUGCGUGCCUUGGCCCAAGCUCAAGCCCAAGGAACCUCAGAAGGACAAACACCUGACAGUCCUAGCAACACCCCAAAAAGUUCUUCGCCUUUGCCUAGCUUUGCUCGCAACACUGUGGCGUCUUCUUCCAGAACUAUAAAAGACUUGCCCUCACCUGCUGUAUCAGGAACACCAUCAAAGAGCUUAUCCAGGAGUAGCUCUCAGAGAUUGCCUGGUGGUAGAACGGACUCUGUCAGUAGUGGAUCUUUGCCAAAGAGUGGGGAUCAACCUAUUAGGAGGGUUCAGAGUGUAAAGGCCUCCAGUCAAAUCAGUGAGACAACUCCUUCAGAGUCUGGACGAGAGCGCUCCCUUAAAAGUAGCAGUUUCUCAGAGAAAUCCAUACAGAUUAGAGACUCCAUCUUGAGCAGGACCAACAAACCCACAUGGAAGUAGAGUGAACAGAUUUUACAGUGGCUCUAAAACACUGUUAAACAAGGAUGAUCAACAUUUUCUGCAUAAUUUCUGCACAAUAGCCUCUUAAAUUAUUCUGAAUGUAUCUAAUGACUUUUUAAAUGUAGCAGAAGUUGUGUCACUGGAUGCUCAGUCGAACAGAAAGUAUACUAUGGUUUUUAGGUGUACGCGAAGGUCCGCGUAGAGUGAGUGUGACACAAAUAUCUUUAACAGAAUAAGUAAGCACACCACCACCUGAUUUUUGUAACUGUGCAAACUUUACACACAGGUGACACAUGUACAUUGAAUUUAUUUUGCACUAAUCAGUUGUUCCACGAGUUGGAAGCACAGGCCCAAGCCAUUGCUUUACAGUAGAAAAUGAAACUAAAAAGACGAAACACCUACAAAAAAAGACAGCCACACUGACAAGCGCUUGCAUGAGGAGGUUAUGAGAGAGCAGCAACUUUAGUUUAACCUGUUAGCGUUCCACGGUACACUGCAUGUUUUAGGCAAUUUCAGCUAAUUUUACAGGAAUGCUAAGGGGUUAAAAG